Messenger RNA from Lingula anatina, 4812 nucleotides. RefSeq lists its product as uncharacterized. The record is from RefSeq and is a predicted model, not a curated record. Gene Ontology annotation, molecular function: protein binding; protein kinase activity; ATP binding. Lineage: Eukaryota; Metazoa; Brachiopoda; Lingulata; Lingulida; Lingulidae. Gene Ontology annotation, biological process: protein phosphorylation.
GAUGCAAGCUAAAUAGUUAUUACUGUUUACAAACGCGGCUGUAUUCCACUUAGCCUUACAAUGACCUAGAAGAUGUCUCAGUGGCAGGACCCACAAAGGCCAAGUGAUCAUGCCUAUCUGCAGGGAUAUGAGAGGGACCCCCAGGGAUAUGGCAGAGAUCCCCAGGGAUAUGAGGGAUAUCCCCAGGGACAGGAUAUACAUAGGCCUGGCAGCUAUGCAAGUUAUGAAGGAUCUGGCAUGAACAUGCCCUACCAGGAUCAGGAUUCAAGAUACCAGGGUAAUUAUAGAGAAGACUACGGAGGCAGUUAUGAUCAACAAAAGGCUGGAAGUUAUGUUGAUUAUGCAGGAAAUUAUAGAAUGGAUAAUUUCAAAGAACAAGACACAAGGAGUUACCAAAACACCGAUAUGUACAGAAGUCAGGAUCCACAACGGCUAAGUUAUGCCAGCUAUCAGGGUUCUGGCAUGGAUGAUUCUAGGGGACAAGACCCACAGAGGGCAAGUUAUGCCAGCUAUCAAGGUUCUGGGAUGGGUGAUUCUAGAGCACAAGAUCCACAAAGGCUAAGUUAUGCCAGCUAUCAGGGUUCUGGCAUGGGUGAUUUUAGGUCACAAGAUCCUCAGAGGCUUAGCUAUGCCAGCUAUCAGGGUUCUGGCAUGGGUGAUUCUAGAGCUCAAGAUCCUCAGAGACUUAGCUAUGCCAGCUAUCAGGGUUCUGGCAUUGGUGAUUCUAGAGCACAGGCUCCUCAGAGACUUAGCUAUGCCAGCUAUCAGGGUUCUGGCAGGGGUGAUUCUAGAGCUCAGGAUUCCCAAAGGCUUAGUUAUGCCAGUUAUCAGGGACCUGCCAUGGAUGAUUCUAGAGCACGUGAUCCACAGAGAAGUAGCUAUGCCAGUUAUCAGGGACCUGGCAUGGAUGAUUCUAGAGCACGUGAUCCACAGAGAAGUAGCUAUGCCAGUUAUCAGGGUUCUAACAUGGGUGAACCAAGUGCUAUGCAGGAACCACAAAGAACAUCAUCCAAUUAUUAUGAUCCACAAAGACCUGGUAGUUAUGCCAGUUAUCAAGGUUCAGAUGUGGAUAUGCCUAGGUAUUCUGGGGGUCCACAUGAGGGGACACAGGUCAAUCUAGGGUAUUACCAGGAAAGGGAACCUGCAACACAAUAUUAUGGACAUGGGGAAUCAGGGGACCCAUUUCCAGGAUAUUAUGAAGAUUCAGAAGGUCAACCUCAGUACCCAGAUGAUCAGCCUUCAUAUCUUGCAGAAAGUGUCCCAGGAUCUUUAGCUAGAGGGGACAGCAUGUCACACUACACAGGGUACUUGAAUGCACGGGACCAAGAGUCAUAUCAGCAACAGGGCCAUGCCCCACCUGAACCACAAAUGCAUCCAGACCCAAGAAGGGUGUCUGGGACUUAUGACCCAGACAUACCCUCUACAGACCCACAGGAACCAGACUAUGAAAGGGGACCUGACCCAUAUACUACCUUGCCAGAUCCUAGAAGGCAACAGCCUGAUUCAAAUAAAUGGAAUACUCGUAUGGAUUUGUCGGUGGAUUCUCGCCAAUCACCUGCAAAUGUCCCACAACCUUUGGAUGCAGGGCAGAUGAAUCCCCCAACCCAGGAUGCUCCAAGAACUGCCCCGGACUCCAGGUGGAGUACCCGCAUGGAUUUAUCCAGGGAGGCACAGGGUACCAAGACGCCAGAGCCUACAGAUUCAAGAUGGCGCUCCUCCUACACGGACUCUCCAAAAGAUUGGGAAUCCAGAAGGGGGAUUCCAGCAGAAGGGCAUGGCCCAGAACCACUCACGUAUCCAGAUCCAAACAGAGUACCUGCCUCUCAAGGGACUGAGCCAGUCAGCUAUCAGGAUCCUAGGAGAACAUCUCAGUCAAGCCGCAGUGUUCAGCUUGAUGAUAGCCGGGUGACAGCCCCUACAGAUGCAGACUCCACCACCAACAUUCCGCGUAUUGAAGACCCCAGUGAUUAUUAUCCACAGAAGAAAAGAAUAGAUACUACAACCUGGGAGAGUUAUCAUCAGGACAUGCCUGCCAGUCCUGGGGACACCAAGUUUAGACCUCAUGAUCUCCACAGGCAACAGUCUACUGGCAGUUACCCUGGAGAUACUAAACCACCUGCUGAUGAUUCAUUUUCUUCCAGAGAGGGGGGUUCUAGUGGGAGGUCAAUACCCCAAGAAGCCUCGCCCCAGCCUAUUCCUCCCAAGGGAUUUAGGAAUACCCUAAAUGAUUCCCAAAGGUCUACAGGUUCUCUGAAGCCCUUGCAGCAACCUGAUGCUCGGAGCAGCACGUUAGAUGAUAGUAGGUCUAGAACACCCAGAAAGGAUGAAUUGCAGCGGAGAUCUUAUGCUUUGGAUACCACCCCCAGCAAGCUUCAGCAGUCCCCUGCCUCCAGGAGAUCCACUCCCCAAGACAGGCUUAAGAGGAGUGUUUCUAAUGGCUUGGAAAAUGAAACGCGAGUCAUGGAGGCAGCGCAGAUAGUGGAUAUUCUAAGGAAGAAAAUUGCCAUUUUGUCUGGUGGGCGGGACAAGCGAGGUGGUCCCAUCCUGACCUUCCUGUCCCAUGGUCCCGGCAUCUCCUAUAGUCCUCAGGAUAUCAUGGCAUGUGUAGGCUAUCUGGGCAGAAUACCUAGUGAGGACUGCUCCAGGUAUGGGUUCACAGUGAUAGUGGACAACAGGGAGGGCACCUGGACAGAUGUCAAGCAGCUCAUUAAGCUCAUACAGCAAUCCCUCCCCAGUCACGUCCAUUUAGUCCUGGUUGUGAAGUCAGAAGACAAAAGACAGUUCAAUCUCAGCUUUAGAAAAGACAAAAGUGCAAAAAAGGUUGAGCUGCUGUUUGUUACCCCUACCAAGUUGCUCAACUUCAUCACUCGAACUCAGCUUACUCAAGACUUUGGGGGAGAUUUGCAAUAUGACCACAAUUCUUGGCUGGAAACACGACUGGCAGUGGAAAGGUUCCUGAGAGAAGGGCGCACUGUGUCUAAAGACUUGGAUGUAGCAGAAUCUCAAAUAGUGGUGGCGCUGCAACAGCAAGAGGAGCCGUCCAGUCCCAGAGACAUGCUUCACCAGCACAGACAUCUCUAUGAUAGUGUCAUUAAAACUCCUGAGAAGGUUAUUAAACAAGGCCAUGAAUUACUCCAGAAAAUAGCUGGAGAUGCAGAGUCAGGUUUCCGUGGCAUGGAUGACAUCACAGCGACUCCAGACAUGAUGACCGCCCAGGGUCAAGUGAGGCGAAUGUUGGUUACCCUAGAGGACAAGGUGGACAGAAUACAGGACUACUGGGAGAGCAGAGAGAGAGAACUUAGUAAUAAUGUCCAGUUUGCUGAACUGGAAAAAGGAUUUAAAAAGGUUGUGGACUGGGUGACAGGCCCUGCAGAAAAACUCCUGGCUUCCAAAAAAGACAUAGGUGACUCCUAUAAGGCAGCAGAUGAACUGAGGAAAGAACAAGAAAACCUAGAGCUGAAGUGCACAGAUAACUAUGCUGAAUAUGCAGAACUACGCCACGAUGCUGACACUUUGAUUAAAGAUGGCCACCCAGCAGCAGACGACAUCAGGGCACAGACAGAAUACAUGGACUCUGUUUGUAGGAGCUAUGCCAGCAGACUAGAGAGGAGAAGAAAUCUGGUCAUCACAUCUGUCAGAUUCCAUAGGCUGGCAGAGGAGUUGUCACAGAAGCUUGAUGAGUUGUUGGAGUUACUGUGUACAGAUAUAGGAGCUGAGGAUGUUGAGAGUGCUGAACAUGAACUGAGAACACUACAAGAGAAAUGUGACACUAUCAAUAUCAUAGCCCAGCAGACCCUGAACGAGGGGCAGAAUCUGCUGGACCAGAUGGCCGUGCCUAUAAAGAAUGCAUUUGGCAAGGACAUCACUCCAGACUUCUCCAAGCACAUAGAACAUGUGGAGAAGGUGAUUGGGGAGCUCCAGGAGAGGAAGUUGAGGUGUGAUGAGCUGUCUGAUGUCAGAAGGCUGAAGCUACAGCAGAUACUGCAACUUAGGACUUGUGAGAGAGAUGCUGAUCAGGCAAUAGCAUGGAUCUUAGAGCUGUGUGAUGUCAUGGUGACCACACAUACAGACAUGGGUAAAAACCCAACGGAAUCAGAAAGACUGCAAGACGAACACAAGAAGUUUGAAACAACCGCCCAUGGGACAUAUGAAUAUGGAAAACAACUCUUACAGGCAGGACUGGUACUUAGGCGAUCGCUGAGGUUCGAUCUUGUACCAAAUAAUGAGCGUGCUCAGAAAUUGCAUGAAGCAUGGAAAAAAUUCUCUCAGGGGAUCAAUGAAAGGGCAUCUCGCCUCUCCAGUGCAAUUUUAUUCCAUAAGAAUGCUGACAGGGUUUUAGGGGACCUAGAAGACCUCUUGCUUGCUGUCAGUCAUGCAAUGAAUGAUGAGAUUCCACAAGACCACAUUCUUGCCAGUUACGAUGCAACUCGCGACCAGAUUGCAAGAGAUUAUGACCAGGCAGUGGACAUUGGGCAGUCCCUGCUUGACCAGAUGACAAGGCCAGUCAUCAUGCAGGAAGAUGGUGAGAAGAGAAUAGAAGUAGAUGACCAAGAAGCAUCGGGGGUCAUUAGGUCCAAACUGUCACGAUUGAACACCAAGAUGAGGCAGGUGAACACGUACUGGGGGGACCAUGAAAGAUCCCUGCCUCAGUCUGAGGAGUGGGAGAAGAUAGAGGAAGACUUGAAGGAGAGCAAUGAGUGGCUGCGAGUGCGUGUCAACCAAAUGGAACCAGACCUCAUGGAGGUCGGCGCCACUCUUGAAGAAGCUAUUAAACUACGACAAGAACAUGAAGAACUUCUACAUAAACUACAU